CAAGUUUAUUGCAGGAAGUGGUAUAUCUUGUGAGCCAAGGAGCUGAUCCUGAUGAAAUUGGAUUAAUGAACAUAGAUGAGCAGCUUCCAGUCUUAGAAUAUCCUCAACCUGGACUGGACAUUAUCAAGGAGCUGACCUCUCCUCGCCUGAUCAAAAGCCACCUGCCGUACCGCUUCUUGCCUUCCGACCUGCACAGCGGGGAAUCCAAGAUCAUAUACAUGGCUCGCAACCCCAAAGACCUGGUCGUAUCUUAUUACCAGUUUCACCGCUCCCUGCGAACUAUGAGCUACAGAGGGACGUUUCAGGAGUUCUGCCGGAGAUUUAUGAACGAUAAGUUGGGUUAUGGUUCAUGGUUCGAACAUGUCCAGGAAUUUUGGCAGCAUCAUAUGGAUUCCAAUGUGCUCUUCCUCAAAUAUGAAGAUAUGCAUAAGGAUCUUGCAACCAUGGUUGAACAACUAGCGAGGUUCUUGGGCAUCGCCUAUGACAAGGCACAGUUGGAAUCGAUGGUUGAGCAUUGCCACCAGCUCAUUGAUCAGUGCUGCAAUGCAGACGCCCUUUCUGUGGGCAGGGGACGAAUUGGGCUGUGGAAAGACAUCUUCACUGUCUCAAUGAAUGAAAAGUUUGAUUUAGUGUACAAGCAGAAGAUGGGAAAGUGUGACCUCACGUUUGAUUUCUAUUUAUAAAACAACCCAAUGAAAAUGCAUGUGUAUAAUAUAAAGAAUCUAGCUAGGAGUGCUUUCUGCAUUUAUUUAUUACUGGCUGGACAUAGUACCGUAUUUGUUAUGUGUAUCAUAUUAAAGAAUGAAGGGCACACUGCAUUGGGGUGUAACCUUGGCGAGGGCUGGGCUGGGCCGAAGGUCCACUUAGAUCAGUGUUUUCUUUGCAAGCUGGAUCAGCCGGAAGCUACUGGAUAGCUUUCCAGAGUUUUAAAAGCAGCAGGCAUGUAAGUCUAGUGCACUGUGUACGUUUAAUUUCUAAUCCAUUUAAUCUACCCAGAAAGCGACUGUUCCGGGGCAGCUGAAAAAUACAGUGGAUUCACAAAUAAAGAAUUCUAUAAUUUUAU
This is a messenger RNA of Python bivittatus (Burmese python), 1063 nucleotides long. The record is from RefSeq and is a predicted model, not a curated record. NCBI's taxonomy places the organism in Eukaryota, Metazoa, Chordata, Lepidosauria, Squamata, Pythonidae.